GGGUCAAGAAAAAGUGGUUGUUUUCUUUCCGAGCCGAUAGCGUUCCGGCAACAUGGUGAACGUUCCGAAAACCCGCCGGACCUUCUGUAAGAAGUGUGGCAAGCACCAGCCCCACAAGGUGACACAGUAUAAGAAGGGCAAAGACUCUCUGUAUGCCCAGGGAAAGCGGCGUUAUGAUAGGAAGCAGAGUGGCUAUGGGGGACAGACUAAGCCGAUUUUCCGGAAAAAGGCUAAAACUACAAAGAAGAUUGUGCUGAGGCUUGAGUGUGUGGAGCCCAACUGCAGAUCCAAGAGAAUGUUGGCUAUUAAGAGAUGUAAACACUUUGAAUUGGGAGGAGAUAAGAAGAGAAAGGGGCAAGUGAUCCAGUUCUAAUCUUCGUCUUCUGUUUUGUUAUGAAGACAAUAAAAUCUAAAGGUUA
Messenger RNA from Oryctolagus cuniculus (rabbit), 419 nucleotides. RefSeq names its product large ribosomal subunit protein eL42. Gene Ontology annotation, cellular component: ribosome. The record is from RefSeq and is a predicted model, not a curated record. Gene Ontology annotation, molecular function: structural constituent of ribosome. NCBI's taxonomy places the organism in Eukaryota, Metazoa, Chordata, Mammalia, Lagomorpha, Leporidae. Gene Ontology annotation, biological process: translation.